AUGGCUGAGUACUUGGCCUCAAUCUUCGGCACAGAGAAGGAUAAGUAUGCCUUAUUUCUUUGUCUAUGCACCUUAAAGAGUUAACUGCUCUUUUUACUUCAAAAUCGGUGCCUGCCGUCAUGGGGAGCAGUGUUCUCGUCUGCAUAAUAAACCAACUUUUAGUCAGGCAGGUUCACCUUUUCCAGUUUUAAGUUUUCAGACAAUACUCCUUCAGAAUCUCUAUAUAGCUCCGCACAGCUCAGGCCAACCGGUAGGAAUUUAUCUGUCGUUAUUUUUCUAGAAUGCAGUCGCGAAUAUGACUGAGGUUCAGGCGCAGCAGUUGUUCGACGAGUUUUUCGAGGAAGUAUUUGUUGAGUGCGAAGAGAAAGUAAACUUCCGAAGUUCUCAUAUUUUUCCCGCUUACAGUACGGUGAAAUCGAGGAAAUGAAUGUUUGUGACAACCUUGGCGAUCAUCUUGUGGGUAACGUUUAUAUCAAGGUAUGUCACUUCUCUCUCACCGUCUGGCGCAGUUUCGUCGUGAAGAAGAUGCAGAGAAGGCGGUAAAGAUGCUCAACUGCAGGUGGUUUGGUGGUCGACCUAUUCACGCAGAGUUGUCGCCGGUUACCGAUUUCCGAGAAGCAUGCUGUCGUCAGUAUGAAGUGGGGUUCGUGCAAUUAUCCUUGUAAACGUGUUAUUUGCCUCUAGCACAACUUCUUUGGUAUUCGAUCGACAGGCCACAUCUCUUUAAAAAGGGCUCUUUCUUCUGUUAACAUAUCUGCUUUCCUCUUUGUAGUAUGUUUAAUUUUCGUGUAACUUAAGUAGCCACAAUUUCAACUGUCGUCGGUCAGGAGCGGCCGGCGUUCUUUUCAUUAUCGCAAGCGAGACAGCUCGUAAGUUGUAGUCCGUUAACUACACUUGCACUGGAUAGGAUAUGCCGGUUCCCAUUCUCUGUAAGUGCAUCAUUGCCUCCCGACGGCAUGGUUGAUUGUCUCGCGCAGCUCUAUCUGCUUAUACAAUCAGCUAUUUAGCAACAGGUUCGCUGUAAAGAAAGAGAAAACCUCAUUUCGUCUCUGAUGGGUUUUAUGGUCUUGCAGCGUUUAG
Spirometra erinaceieuropaei is the source of this 1080-nucleotide messenger RNA. The record is from the annotation of a GenBank genome assembly. NCBI's taxonomy places the organism in Eukaryota, Metazoa, Platyhelminthes, Cestoda, Diphyllobothriidea, Diphyllobothriidae.